CUUGAAAGCUGUCCUGAUGGGGAAGCCUCAGGACAACACAGUGGACUUGUCGGGCAUCCCACUGACUCUGAAAGACUUGGACCGCGUCACGUCUUACCUCCAGCACAGCUCGGAGCACAUCGACACGGUGGAGCUGUGCUUCACGGAGCUGACGGAUGACAUGCUGCUGCAACUGCUGCCGGCACUCUGCGUGCUGCCCCACCUCACCACCCUCUCCCUCAACGGCAACCGGCUCACCAAAGCCAUCCUACGGGACCUCACCGAGACCCUGAAGGACCCCAAGAAAUUCCCCAGCGUCACCUGGAUCGACCUCGGCAACAACGUGGACAUCUUCUCCUUGCCGCAGCCCUUCUUGGUCAGCUUAAAGAGACGAUGCCCGAAGCAAGGCAACCUGCCAACCAUCCUGGAGUUCGGUGAGGGUCAGGUAAGCGAUUUGGAGAGCCAGGAUGGCCUGGCCGACAGCCAGGAGGACCUGCAAGCUGUACCAGGCACGACUGACGACAUAGGCUUGGUGCAGACAGACAGAACAGCCGAGCCUAGGGAGCCCCCCCACCCGGCGCACGGUGCUGUGACACCGCAGACAUGA
Molecule: messenger RNA, 586 nt
Organism: Eurypyga helias (sunbittern)
Lineage: Eukaryota; Metazoa; Chordata; Aves; Eurypygiformes; Eurypygidae
Product: leucine-rich repeat-containing protein 75A-like
Exons: 1
Source: RefSeq, a predicted model, not a curated record